Symbiodinium sp. CCMP2456 is the source of this 270-nucleotide messenger RNA. The record is from the annotation of a GenBank genome assembly. Lineage: Eukaryota; Dinophyceae; Suessiales; Symbiodiniaceae.
AUGGUCAUCAGGACCUACUGCCCCAUUCCCAGGCACCAUGACGGCGCGGAGGUGCCUCCGCCACUGCUGCCACGGGAGACGUUCGAGGCCGUGCUCCGGCGUUUGCUUCCCCAAAUGGAUCCCGCGGAUUUGGCCACUUUGGGGGCUCUCUUCCAGGACCCGGUCAGAAAGGACUGCGUCGACUACCGAGCCUUCGUGCAGGGACUACAGGCUCCCGUGAACCAUGCUCGGCAGGAUUGCGCCGCGCGUGUUUUCCGCACGCUCGCGGAG